AGGAAGUCAAUUUCAACGCAGGGACGCGGGUUUUGUUCAGUUGCUCUUCAAGGGUUUCAGAUAGUAAGGUAUCAACAGAAUGUCGGACUCACAGCACCCCGCACCCAACCGGCUUGUCGUUACUGGCUUACGACGCUUACCAACGCUACCGGCCGAGCUCAUCGACGCCAUUUUCUUGAGGUGCGGAAUUUCCGAAGCCGCCAGGCUCGCAAUCGGUCUCAAACGAGAAGGUCUCAAGAAGCUGGUCCUGCCCAAGCUCACCCUUGGUUGGCUAUGGCUGCGUGAAGAUCCGGAGCUUUUGGAGUGGUUGUGGAAAUACAAAGUCGGAGGACUCGUAAUCGAAGGGGCCGCAAUCGGAGGACCCUUCUACAAUGCUAUCGCCACCCUUGCUAACUGGGGACGCCUCGAGACGGUGCGAGAAAUGUACGCUGUGGCCUCCUGCGAUAUCCGGCGGGGCUUGGGUCCCUGUUUGUGUACAGCAGUGUGGCAAGCAGCGAGGCGCGAGCGCUACGAUUUUGUUGAAUGGGUAUAUUUGCUGGGGCAUGAUCGGGUAGACAUUGACACGUUGGCGGCGGCUGAAGCGAUUUUGCAGGCGGCUGGACGUGCGUGUCCCGAGCUCCAAAACUUGACGGUCCAUCGCGAGCUACGAUGCCGUCGCCACGCUCGCUGUGAAGGGAAAACUCGACAUGAGCAUCGAUGGGAGGCUUUCUUGAAAGCAGCUAGGGCUGAUAAUCUUCAGACUGUCAAAUGGCUACACGCCAACGCCCCAAGACCGUGGCCGGCAGGUUACCGUGAAGCUGCUCUGUCCGGCGGGGGCCGUGAUCGCAUUUACCAUUGGCUCCGGAACGAAUAUAUCAAAGGAAUCGACGGGCCAUGGGUCGAUGGGACAUUCGUCAAUGGGAUUUGGGUUGAACAACAUGCAUCGGCCCCUCGACCCUUCCGGCCCCCCCGCUCUCCUCCUGCGCAACCGAAAACAACAGGACGCCGUCGGGUCGGAUGUUGCUUUUUUCUCAAUCGACCUAGCUGAUUUCAGUCUGCAGGAACGUCACUUCUCGGACGCCCUUCGACGUUGGCGCUUGAGGUGCAUCACCACCUUACCGUCUUCGAAAGCCAAACCUAGGUUGAGCGGUUAUCAGUCAAGCUCAAGCCUUAUUGGCCGAAAUACGAUAGGAAAAAUGAAAGAAACAGCGUGUGAACUAGAUAGUUGAAAAUGAAAUUUUGGGCUCGUAUCCCACGUUCUUUA
This is a messenger RNA of Fimicolochytrium jonesii, 1243 nucleotides long. RefSeq lists its product as uncharacterized. NCBI's taxonomy places the organism in Eukaryota, Fungi, Chytridiomycota, Chytridiomycetes, Spizellomycetales, Powellomycetaceae. The record is from RefSeq and is a predicted model, not a curated record. The annotation marks the transcript as partial. The transcript is spliced from 2 exons.